AUGACUCCUAAACUGUCAAAAAUGUUCCCUGAAUCCUGUCUCCUUAUAUUCGUGGGGGUGCUGAUUGGGGCCCUGCUGCUAAGCACUCAUAGUGUCCACGUACAGCCACUAACACCAGACACAUUCUUUCUCUACAUGCUUCCACCAAUAAUCCUGGACGCUGGCUACUUUAUGCCCAACAGGUUAUUCUUCGACCACUUGGGUACAAUACUUCUGUUCGCUGUCGUUGGAACAGUAUUCAAUACAUUGACUAUUGGUCUAUCCCUCUGGGCGUGUGGACAAACAGGCAUGUUUGCAUUCCAAACCCCGCUACUGGACAUGUUACUGUUCUCAGCUUUAAUAUCGGCUGUGGACCCGGUCGCGGUGUUAGCUGUUUUCGAAGAAAUUCAUGUAGACGAAAUUUUGUAUAUAGUAGUGUUCGGAGAAUCACUUUUGAACGACGCAGUAACCGUCGUUUUGUAUCACAUGUUCGAGGCUUAUACUGAAAUGGGACCAUCAAAAUUGAUGUAUACAGACUUUCUCGCUGGUUUCGGAUCAUUUAUAGUAGUGGCCUUCGGUGGGACGUGUAUUGGGGUGGUGUGGGGUUUUGCAACUGGCCUCGUGACACGAUUCACCCAUGAAGUUAGAGUUAUUGAACCGAUUUUCAUCUUUGUAAUGGCGUAUCUGGCGUACUUAAACGCUGAGAUGUUUCAUAUGAGCGGGAUACUUGCAAUCACAUUUUGCGGGAUCACAAUGAAGAAUUAUGUCGAAGCCAAUAUAUCGCACAAAUCUCACACAACAAUUAAAUAUACAAUGAAAAUGUUGUCGUCAUCAUCUGAAACUAUUAUUUUUAUGUUCCUCGGUGUUGCCACUGUGAAUAAUAAUCAUGUUUGGAACACUUGGUUUGUUCUAUUGACCAUAGUUUUCUGUUCCGUGUUUCGUAUUAUAGGAGUGUAUAUAUUAAGCGCGGUAGCAAAUAAGUUUAGAUUGCACAAAUUAAAAACUGUUGAAAAGUUCGUCAUGUCUUACGGAGGUUUAAGAGGUGCGGUGGCAUUUGCGUUGGUGCUAUUAAUAGACCCAAAAGUGGUGAAACUACAACCCAUGUUUGUGACGACCACUAUAGCGGUCAUCUAUUUCACUGUCUUCAUACAAGGCAUCACAAUAAAACCAUUGGUGAAGAUACUCAACGUAAAAACUGUGGAGAAGCGCAAACCGACAAUGAACGAGAGGAUUCAUGAAAGGUUUAUGGAUCACCUCAUGGCAGGCAUUGAAGAUAUUUUAGGAAAACAUGGCAAUCACCAUAUACGUGAUAAGUUCAAGAGGUUCGAUAAUCGGUUUAUUAGGCCAUUUUUACUACGCAAUUAUCAGGGUGCCGAGCCAAAGAUUCUAGAAACAUAUUCCAAGUUGGCCAUGAGAGAUGCCAUAGAGUACAUGCAGAGAAACGCCUCAACAAUUGGUAACAUUUCCGGCGCUGAGUCAAUGUCGGCUAUAUUUAAGAAUUAUACUAAUGCCAAUUUAAAUGGAAGUCCAAGUUUCAGUCAAUUAGAUUCGUCUACGUGGAACAUAGACAUGCAAGAAUUGGAAUAUAAUCCGUCCAAAAAGGAUUUGACCGAUGCAAGAAUUCACCACCUACUCGCUGAAGAGUUGUGUAAACCUUAUAGACGGCAUCGCCGUUUGAGCUACAGCCGUCACGCUGUGAACGACCGCGAUUUGGGCAUGCAAGUGAAUUACAAAACGCACAUGAAUAUACGUCGAUUAGUCGGUGAUAGAAAGCAUCACCACAAGCGCAGUAAGCGUGGGAAACAGGAUGGCAAAAAUGUAUCCUUCCCCGAAUUCCAGCAAAAUGGUUCGGCCAAACAGUUCACGCACGGUAAAAAAAAGUAUUAUAGAUUAGAUUAUAUUGAUGAAGUGUUGCAAGAGGAUGAUGAGACUCCACGGCGGGACAAUGAUGAUGGUGGUAUUACCUUCACUGCCAAAUCUCCACCUGGAUUUAAAGAAGUCAGUCCAACGUCCUCUCAUAAGGAAAAUAGUAGUUCUCUCCUGAACCAAUUAGCAAAUUUGCCCGGAUUUAACCCUUUGAAGGCAAGGAUCGUUAAACAAUACGUUAAGACACCAGAGGAAAUUCUACCGACGGCUGUUGAAAAGUCUUUGCCGUGGAGAAGAGACCGAUCUACUUACAACUUUGUACCUAACGAAGAUAUACUUGAAGAAGAUGAAAGGAGAAUGUCGGACGAACACGAUACAUACAUGGCUGUAAUCGAACAAGCGAGAGUUGCAACCCCAACAGCAACGGAAACCAUGUUGCCAUGGAAACGAGAUGACACAGAGGGUAGCGGCGCCCUUAAACAAUCCGAAUUCCCCUCUUGGGCCUCUAAUAAGGAGUAUCUGGCUUACAGUUCACCCUCGGCUACAUAUUUGGGUGGAAUAGAGAAGCCAAAACAUCCAAAAUCUAUCAUAGGUCUAUUCCGAAGAGAGAGUUGUAGCUCUACCCAGGGUGGAGGGGAGAUACUUUUGUCAGAUUCGGAGGGAAAAGCAGAUUCUCUCAAGGGCGAUAGUUCUUCGUCAAAGGGUGAACCUUCAACGGCGAGGCAUGCGCCCAGCAUGCUGUCAAAAAGGAGUACCAGCCUUGGUGGACCAAGUGUGUUGUUAAUGGAGGACGUGGCUCAUUCAGACCCAUUAGGGGCGUCGUCCAGACCUGCAAAUAUACUGCAAGGUCCACAUCGGGGACAAUGUAGAAGAGGAUCUAUGUUGGAGCUUACUGGAUCUCUAUCAAGAGAUGCCAUCACCGAAGAGAAAUGUAGCAAGUCCUUACCCGAGAGUGAGCGUAUGGGUAUCCGCCGCCUCGCUUUAGGCCAACAAACCCUACCGCGCGACUCUUUCAGCCGUCAGCAUACCACACACCUAACCAGCUCAUCAUCAGAUGACUCUUCCGAUGAAAACACCUGA
This is a messenger RNA of Pieris macdunnoughi, 2925 nucleotides long. The record is from the annotation of a GenBank genome assembly. NCBI's taxonomy places the organism in Eukaryota, Metazoa, Arthropoda, Insecta, Lepidoptera, Pieridae.